AUGGCAGGAAAUAUAAAGAACUUGAAUAAAAAUAGUCUCGCAAAAAGAGAAUUUUUUUCUUAUUGGAACCCUUUAAGCUUCCCAACAGUUAAUAUCGAAACGGUUAAAAAAUGGACCAUCCAACAACUUGCGCAAUAUUUACAAGUCAUGUUCAACGUAGAAGGAUUUUGUCAUCAAAAUUUAUUCAAUAAAGAUUUAAUACGUAAAUUUCGAGAACAAAAAAUUGACGGGGAAAAUUUUUUGAAAAUGACAAGAUACGAUUUUUAUAAGAUGAAACUCUCGGGAUUAUUGGUUUUACAUUUAGAAGCUGAAAUUAUACGUAUACACGGUUCUUAUAAAGAUGAUAUAUAUUGUGAACCUGAAGUUUUACCUAACAUUAUUUGUUUUGAAGGAAAAAGAUUUUGUUUAUUAAAUCAAGUCAAUUUAAUCAAUAAUAAGAACUCAUUUCAACAACUUAUUACAAGAAAACUCGAUAAAGUUCCUUCGAUAUAUGAUUUAAAAAGAUUCCUUUCUACUCCAUUAUCAAUGAGGAUUCCGGUUCCAUCAUGCCGUCACGAGAAUGAUCCCCGAAUAUAUUCAUACAUUAUACCUCAAAAUCAAUGUUUGGAUGAUAAUGGGAAUGUCAUCUCAAUUUCUUCAAUUACAUUGCCAUUUAUCAAUGCUUUGCUAUAUCCAAGUUAUUUCAAUUCGUUCUGUCAAGAAAGUGAUCUGAAUGGUUAUAUUCAUAUAGUUGAUAUGUUGAUUCAAGGAACUUUCAAUUGUUUACAAACAGAAAGGUCUCAAUGGUUAUUCAUGGCAAGAAAUUUUAUUAAAUCAAAAGAGGAUUUAUCAAGACCAAAUUGGAUGUGCUGGGUUAACAAGCAUCUCUUAAUUCAUGGAGAGGAAUUACCAGAGAACAUCGAAUGGGAAGUUGGAAUACAACGUAUAUUUGAUAAAAUUCAUUGGAAAGAUAUUUACUACUCACAAUUACCUUUUAAAUUCAUUUACAUUUCGAGAGGUUCGAAAUUAAGAUGGUACGCGUUCGACCCUUUAAGAAACAAAAUCUCGCAAGUUACUCAAGAUUUUAACAUGGAUAAAACUUUGGAUCGAUUGAAAAUCAUUCGUACCGUGAUCAACAUUUACAGCGUGCUCGUUUCGAUUAAAAGAAAUUGGUCAAAAUAUAUGAUUGACAAACCUACUUAUCCCUUAUAUCUCUCAUAUAAUCGUGACGGUAACACGACGAUAGAAUUUAUGGGUAACUUUGUAAGAAAGUCCUUAUUAACACAAAGGAUUCAAAGGUUUAAUUUUGAUAAAUUAAGAGAACUUUAUUCAGGAACGUCUCAUAUUAAAAAUCUAGUUCAUUGUGUGGAUUUAGAAGGUAAACUCUCCCAUCCAAUUUUAACUAGGGAUGGAAUUUGUUUGAUUUUUCUACAUCCUGUGGGACAUUAUCAUUACCCAAGGAGUGAAAUAGAGAUCAAAUCAGCGAUUAAAACGAUCUUACAAGUUCUCGGAGACAUGCAUCAAGCAAAUUGGACACAUAGGGAUAUAUAUUGGGGGAAUAUUUUAAGGCAGGAUAAUGGGGAGUGGUUGGUAAUCGAUCUGGAAUUAGGUGGACCGGUUAAUGAAAUAUUACAAAUUACCCUUUGGAAUCGUUGGCCCGAAGAAGCUGUAACCGGUAAACCAUACCUCGCGUGUUAUGAUAUUUACCAAGUUGGGAGACUUCUUGAUGAUUUGAAAGAUUCAACGCAAUGGUAUUACUAUUCAGAUCAAUUUAUUCACUUUAAAAGAUUUUUGCUUGAUGCCGCAAAGAAAAACUUCACCGCAAAAAUGGCAUUACAGCAUGAAUGGUUAACUGGAUAG
Molecule: messenger RNA, 1839 nt
Organism: Funneliformis geosporum
Lineage: Eukaryota; Fungi; Glomeromycota; Glomeromycetes; Glomerales; Glomeraceae
Source: the annotation of a GenBank genome assembly